AUGCAGGCUGCUCCGCACAGUCCUGCUGAGGCUCGAGCGUGUCGCGGUGACAAGAUGGAAGAGGCCGUUCUCAUUCUGAGUAUCACGCCGAGCGAAGUCGAUACUGCCGCCUUGCCGACGGUAUUGGCGACAAGUGCCUCGCCACUGAAUGCGCCAACGUCUGCAGUCACUUCGACAUCCUCAUCGAGCAGUCAGGCGGUAGUCAAUACACCGAUCCAUCAGCUGCCUCUCAACAUCAUUGCCAUCUCCGCUGUCGCUCUUGUUGUGCUUCUGACAGCGAUUGUGCUGGCCUUCAAGGUCAUAGAGCGAGCAGACCGACGACGAGACGCUGCACUGACGACAUUCGUACAUGCGAAGACAAUCAAGCGUGUGUGGCCAGAUCGAAAGAGCGAAGAUGAGAAAACUGGCUCAUGGUCGAGCGCAAGCAGCGCGAUCGAGCCAGUCGCUUUACGACUGCCUGUGAUCGGUCAAGUGCGGUCGCCCGGCACACCUAUCAUGACCGAACAGCCUUCGCGCAAAUCGCAGCGCCCGAGUCUGUUUGACGAUGCGAUACGUGUCGACCAGACCAUAGAGAGCCGAUCAGAUCCAUUCAAGCGAUCAGUGGUCGCGGAAAGGCUAUCCGAAGAGACUGUGCGAUCGAUUCGUACACCAGCGCGACCUCCUCGUCCGGCCAGCUUGUCGCUUUCUGCCUUUCAGUGGCCACUGGCGAGUGCCAAGAGGUUGUCGCCCCCUCCAUCUAUCGCUAGCUUCGAUCAUCCCUUUGACGACUCGCCGCCGUUCUCGAGCUCGGCUAUGUCAACGCUGAGCCAGAAGCAGGCUUUUCAAUGGCGAUCAAGAUUUGCCAGGCUUGCUUGGAACGGUCGUAGCUUCAGCAUUGCGUCCAGUCGAGAGUCUCUGGCAGAUCCGAGCGUCAAAACGUCGAGCUGGCUCGAGUUCAGAGAGCGUGACUAG
This is a messenger RNA of Mixia osmundae IAM 14324, 951 nucleotides long. RefSeq lists its product as uncharacterized. The record is from RefSeq and is a predicted model, not a curated record. Lineage: Eukaryota; Fungi; Basidiomycota; Mixiomycetes; Mixiales; Mixiaceae. The transcript has 2 exons. Bases 1 to 951 code for a protein of 316 amino acids.